Messenger RNA from Racocetra persica, 660 nucleotides. Lineage: Eukaryota; Fungi; Glomeromycota; Glomeromycetes; Diversisporales; Gigasporaceae. The record is from the annotation of a GenBank genome assembly.
AUGGUCAGACUGGUGCUGGUAAAUCCUAUUCUAUGAUGGGAUACGGAGAAGAUAAAGGAAUUAUCCCCCUCACAUGUUGCGAGUUAUUUAAUCGAAUUAACCGUAAUCAAGAUACUAGUGUUACAUACCAAGUUCAAGUUUCUUAUAUUGAAAUUUACAACGAACGCGUUCGCGAUUUACUGAAUCCUAAGAAUAAAGAAAAUCUUAAAGUUAGAGAACAUCCUGCUCUUGGGCCAUAUGUUGAAGACUUAUCCAAGUUAAUCGUCAACUCGUUUGAAGAUAUAGAAAACUUGAUGGACGAGGGUAAUAAGGCAAGAACUGUGGCUGCAACAAACAUGAACGCAACUUCAAGUCGUUCGCAUGCCGUAUUUACAUUACUACUAACUCAGAAACGGCACGAUCAGGAGACUAAAAUGGAUACCGAAAAAGUGUCUCGUAUUAGUCUUGUGGAUUUAGCCGGUUCGGAACGUGCUAAUGCUACAGGUGCAACUGGACAACGUCUAAAAGAAGGUGCUAACAUUAAUAAAUCAUUGACUACUCUGGGUAAAGUCAUUGCAGCCUUGGCUCAACAGUCUAGUGGUGGUGGUGGUUCCAAAAAGGAUUCGUUCGUUCCUUAUAGAGACUCUGUCUUGACGUGGUUACUUAAAGACAGUUUGGGAG